CAAACUUGGUUGCUUUCCAAUAGCCCUUAACACGCUCUAUUCCCCCCCAGUUUCUAUAUAAACUAACAACUUGGCAGGUCUUCUUUUACUUUUCUCCUCUCAAUUGCCACUUUAUCAAUCUCGGUUUGAACCCUUCCCACAGGCCUUAAACCCCAAACCAAUCUUCUUAGUGCAUCUCGAUGCUUUCUGACCGUAACGAGCUUACCUUUAGAGUGAAUAUGCUCUUUAGACCUAUGGGUGAAUCUGACAAGACUUUCAAACACAAUAAUGACUGGACUGAGCAUCAUCAGUCGGCUAUGCCUUCCACCAGUGGUACCUCAUUGCCGCAUGGCCAACAUUCAUGGCUAGCUCCUCCUAGUCAUUUUGCAUUCUCCAAUGGUCCUGUUACCACCUCCCUUCCACAGCAAGCUCCCGCCGCCUCUGCACCCAGGUUCACUCCUACCACCACUGCUUUACCAUCCUAUCAAGGCUGGUCUGGCUAUGACUUUCAUAACAACCAUCUGGAUCCUGUUCAGUCUCAUAUUAUGUCGGCACCUACUACACCCAUGACAGAAGAUGAACCUUCUGUGUCGUACAUUCAAGGUCAUCAACAUCCUUAUGCCGUUUCUCCUUCUUACGCAACGUUAACUGGCCGAAGGGAUCAACCACGCAAUGAUACACUUCAUCAUCAAUCACCUGAGCAUUAUGAUUAUGAUCGACAACAACAGCAUGCAUUCCAAACUUGGGAUUAUCAGCACCACGCACAUCAUUCUGGAGGCGAAUCUCCGUCGUCUGAACAUUUCUAUCCCCCUCAAGACGACUACCGAAAAUCAACUGUAGCAGCAUCUGGUAUGCCUAUGUUGACCAACACCACGACCAGUCCUCCUCCCGUGGCUGAUUAUCACUAUUCUGCUGGGGACGAAACACCUUCACCCAUUUCCAAUUCAUAUCCUACUUCUAGCGAUUAUCUCUCUUACCACGAGGAUGACUCUCCCAAGCAUUCAAGACGGUAUAGCAUUGGAGGUGGAAUGAUCACGGCUGCUCCUCACAAUACCAACAUGCCUUCUUACCCUCCUUAUAUGAAGGCUUACCACUACAAGGUUCCUUUGACCGAAAGACCUUACAAGUGCGAUAAAUGCCCACAAUCCUUCAAUCGAAAUCAUGACUUGAAACGACACAAGCGCAUUCAUCUUAGUGUCAAACCUUUCCCAUGCCAAACCUGUGACAAGCAAUUCAGUCGUAAGGACGCAUUAAAACGACAUAUCUUGGUCAAACGCUGCGGGCAACCUUUACCUCCCGACGGCCGCCGUUCCAGCAACCAUCAAAAUGUUUCACGAAGUACAAGCGGAGUCUCCAACACCAGCAGGAACAAGAGCGGAGCUCUUGAUCUCACUGACCAAUACGCAAAUGCUGCGAUGGCUCCGCCUUACUGAACAGCGAACGACAUUAAGGGAAAAGCCAAGUGAUGUUGCAACGAAAAAGCACCAAAAAAAAAAAAAAAAAACAAUAAUAAUACCAUCAUUUUUGAACGAAAAAAUAAGCACUGGCGCUACCCAUAAUGUCAACAGCAGGAGGAGGACAGAGUUGAUCUCGUUUUUUAUCCCUUGUAUUUUUUUUCUUUUUUUUUUUUUAAAAAAAAGGAACCCAACUUCUUUGAAU
Messenger RNA from Umbelopsis ramanniana AG, 1638 nucleotides. RefSeq lists its product as uncharacterized. The record is from RefSeq and is a predicted model, not a curated record. Gene Ontology annotation, molecular function: RNA polymerase II cis-regulatory region sequence-specific DNA binding; DNA-binding transcription factor activity, RNA polymerase II-specific. Lineage: Eukaryota; Fungi; Mucoromycota; Umbelopsidomycetes; Umbelopsidales; Umbelopsidaceae. Gene Ontology annotation, cellular component: nucleus. The coding region runs from base 180 to 1412 and encodes 410 amino acids. The transcript has 3 exons. Gene Ontology annotation, biological process: regulation of transcription by RNA polymerase II.